AACACAGAGACACACAGUUUCCCGCUGACUUGUCACUGUGGAUCAUCACUGUGUGAGACGAGUUCGAGUCCCGUAGACUCCUGCUGAAGUUAAUCGAAGCUAACCGAAGCUAACCGAAGCUAACCGAAGCUAACUGAAGCUGCCACACCACUGGUAUUAGCCGUUAGCAUUAGCAUUGGCCGGAGCCUCGCUGGCACAGCACGAAGAAGAGAAGUGAAAGUUGGCACGGAGGUCUUUUCAGGAUGCGGGGCCGGCACAGGGGGUCCCACAUGGGGCUGUUGCUCCUGGCCUCCCAGGUGUUUCAGUUGGGUGUGGACAAAAUCCCACCCGUCACCCUGGGGGUCCUCGCUCUCAACGUGUACCUGUUCCUCUUCCCUGCAGCUCCACUGAUGCAGACCUGUGUGAGUGUGCAGCAGGCGUACUGGUUGAAGGACUGGCGUCGUCUCCUGCUGUCGCCGUUGCACCACGUGGAUGAUUGGCAUCUCUACUUCAACAUGGCGUCGUUCCUCUGGAAAGGAAUCCGGCUGGAGCAGCGGCUGGGCGGAGCCUGGUUCCUCUACCUGCUGUCGGUCUUCUCACUGCUCACGGGAGUCGUCUACUUGGCGUUGGAGGCAGCGCUAACAGAGCUCACCCAGGACCAGUCGUACAGCUUGUCCUGCGCGGUCGGCUUCUCAGGUGUCCUGUUUGCCCUGAAGGUGGUCUGUAACCAUUACCACCCUGGAGGUGUGACCCAUGUGAUGGGUAUCCCCGUGGCAAACCGCUAUGCCAGCUGGGCGGAGCUAGUGAUAAUCCACGUGACAUCACCGGGGACCUCGUUCGUUGGUCACCUGGCUGGGAUCCUGGUGGGUCUGCUCUACACCUCCGGACCACUGAAGCCCGUCAUGAGCAAAUGUGCAGAGCUUGUGUCAGGGAACGGACUCGACUUCAGGUCCAGAGGAUACUACAACUCUUCAGGCUCCUCAGGCCACAGUGGCAGUGAUGGAUCCUCAGGAUAUCGUCAGCAGGCACCAGAUGACCCAUCAACUCGUCCAGGAUCUUAUUCAGGGGGCCUGACGGAGGAGGAGCAGCUGCAGGCGGCGAUCAGGAACAGUCUGAAUGAAGGAGGAGAAAGCCGACCGAGAGGAGCUCCUCCUCCGUAUGGAUUCAACACCGCGGAGCAGGAGGCGGAGGAAAUCCGACGGAGGAGACUGAGGAGGUUUGACAGAUGAAGUUUCAGGCAGCAGACGAGAAGAAGAACGUUUCGGUGACGACACAGAAGAGGAACUCCCUCCUGAAGCUCGGUCCACUUCUCUGCUUCUACAGGCUGAGCAAGAGCAGCACGAACGUGAAGGUGUAACCACACAGGCAGAGACAGUGCACUUUCCACUGUGUGGUCCUCUGUAUUAAAACCGCUGAGUUUAUAUUGACUAUAACGUACAUCUGCUAAUGAGCAGGUUUUGUCUGGGUGUUCUCCACAAAGCUGAAGUUCUGGCUCGAAGCUUUCAAUGUGCGAUUUAAGAGAAAAGUUCAGGAAUAUUUCCCCGCCGGAUUUCCACUGCUGCCCUUAAAGUUGUGUAUCUUACAAGACAAUAUUUUAAAUGUCCUGAAGCUGUUUAAUACAUAAUUUCUGAUUUGAGAAAAUUAUUUCUGUGAAAACGGAUAAGAGCAGUAUUACCCUUUAGACCACAUAAGACUGAGGAUUCACAAAUUCUCAAAUCUAGUAAAUUUGAUCUUGGAGGACAUGGAGGACGCUGAGUUCAUGACCUACUCCAGCCAAACACCAGGGG
Limanda limanda (common dab) is the source of this 1766-nucleotide messenger RNA. RefSeq names its product rhomboid domain containing 1 (gene rhbdd1). The coding region runs from base 243 to 1208 and encodes 321 amino acids. The transcript is spliced from 8 exons. The record is from RefSeq and is a predicted model, not a curated record. Gene Ontology annotation, molecular function: serine-type endopeptidase activity. NCBI's taxonomy places the organism in Eukaryota, Metazoa, Chordata, Actinopteri, Pleuronectiformes, Pleuronectidae. Gene Ontology annotation, cellular component: membrane.